AUGGCAGGUUCUUCCAAGAAAGACGACGAUACCAACUCGGUUCGCAGCGAUAACGAUGAAAAGGUCAAAGCCAAAAAGAAGCAACAAGCUUCUGCUUCGGAAACCAUGAGCUUUGUCUUUCAAUCAGGCACUCAAACUACCAUUCUACUCUUUGUCGGGAUCGUUGGAGCCAUGGGAAAUGGCGUCGUCUAUCCCAUUUUGGCCUACCUUUUCUCCAACUCCUUCUCUGAUAUUUCAUCUGCGGCCAAUAAUGGUUUGGCUCAAGUCCGUGAACUCGCCUAUACCUUUUUGAUUGUGGGUGUCUAUGCCCUCGUCAUGGCGACGAUCCAAACUGGUUGCUUCGAAACCGUCGCCUACCGUGCGACACACAAUAUGAAACUCCAAUGGUUCUCGGCUCUGUUGAGACAGGAUCCUGCCUUUUUUGACGUCCACGAUGUGGGGGGCAUUGCUUCCAAUGUCUCGCCCGCUGCCAAUCGGUACCGCCGUGGGGUGGGCCGCAAGUUUGGGGAAGGUAUUCAAUUCUUUACCACUGGUGUGGGAGGCGUUGGCUAUGCCAUGUACGCCAGUUGGAAGGUUGCAUGUGUGGUCUUGGGGUUGACACCUGUCAUCUCUUUCAUGGGAUACAUGGUCAUGGUGUUGAAUCAGAACAAGACCAAAGAAUCGACAAAAGCCUACAGCAACGCUGGAAGUGUGGCGUAUUCUACGGUCUCGGGGAUCAAGACUGUCCUGUCUCUCAAUGCCAUGCAAACCAUGAUCAAGAAGUAUAAGGAUGCCACUCAAGAAGCCAUGCAAAUUGCUACCGGUACUUUGUGGAAGAUGGGCUUUUUCAAUGGCGGCAUGCUUGGAUCCUUUAUUCUCCUGUACUGUGUCCUAUGCAUCUUUGGCUCCUACCUCCUCUACAAUGAUAUUCAAGAUAAUGGUUGCGAUCCAAGUGCUGGAAAUCCCGCUGUCGACACUUGCAGCAAUUCCGGUCCGGAUGUCUUUGGGGCCAUGUUGGGUGUCGCCUUUGCGGCACAAGGAAUUACACAAGUUGGAUCCUUUGUGGAAUGCUUUGCUGCGGCACGGGUCGCUGCCUUUGAAGCCUUGACCGCCAUCAAUCGCAAGCCAGGCGCUCCCGAAGAAACCAUCUAUCACGAAGAAAAGAAAAAGUCCAUUGAUGAUUCGACCAAAAGUGCCACUACUGGAAAGGGUUCGGAGCAACCAGUUGGUGAAACAGCUCCCGAGCAACGCAUCAAGGCGGUACUUCCCCAGUAUUUGAUUGAUGCUACUUCGGAAGAAGGGAAAAAGCCCGAAAACGUGGAUGGACGAUUGACCUUUGACAAGGUCCGCUUCCAUUAUCCUACUCGUCCAGGACAACAAAUCUUGAAUGACUUUUCUAUUGAUAUUGCAGCUGGAAAGACUAUUGCUUUUGUUGGUCCAAGUGGCGGAGGAAAGAGUACUGUGGUGAAAAUGUUGGAACGAUUCUAUGAUCCCACCGGUGGAAGCGUCUCUCUGGAUGGUGUCAAUCUCAAGGACAUCAAUGUCAAGCAUUUGCGAAGUAUGAUUGGAUAUGUUGGACAGGAGCCAACUUUGUUUGCCACCACUAUUGAAAAGAAUAUUCGUUAUGGAAAUCCAUCCGCCAGCCUAGAAGAAAUUCAAGAAGCUGCCCGUUUGGCCAAUGCUCACGAUUUCAUCUCGUCCUUCAACGAAGGUUACCAGACGCAAGUUGGAGACAAGGGAACCCAAUUGUCGGGUGGGCAAAAGCAGCGCAUUGCCAUUGCUCGCGUGCUGGUUGCCAAGCCCAAGAUUUUGCUACUGGAUGAAGCCACAAGUGCACUUGAUAGCGAAUCCGAACUUGUUGUUCAGGAAGCUUUGGAUAAUGUCUUAGCAGCACAAAAGCGAACGACUGUGAUCAUUGCUCACCGGCUUUCCACUAUUCGCAAUGCCGAUAUUAUUGCGGUAGUAAUGGGCGGAGAGAUUGUUGAAACAGGAACCCAUGAUGAACUCAUGGUUGCGGAUACUGGUUAUUACCGCAGCUUGGUCGAAAAGCAGAGCAAGGCUUCCGCUUCUCGACUCGACAGUGGAGUUUCUUCUUCUUUUGGAAGUGACAAGGAUCUUGCGGGACUGGAUAAUACUGAAACGGUAGGAAAAGGUGCUGUUCUGGAGUUCAAGGAUGUAUCAUUUUCCUACCCCACGCGCCCGAACAAGCAAGUCUUGGGUGGAUUCAACUUGACGGUGAACAAGGGAGAAACUGUUGCAUUGGUGGGACCAAGUGGUGGAGGUAAAUCGACAACUGUAGCCUUAUUGGAACGUUUCUAUGACCCAACGGCAGGAAGCUUGGAAUAUCUUGGCGAAGAUAUCAAGAAUCUCAAUGUCCAUUGGUACAGAGACCAAAUCGGAUACGUUGGCCAGGAACCAACUUUGUUCAACGAAACAAUCGCGAAUAAUAUCAAGUACGGUGCUCCCGAUGCAUCGCUUGAUGAUGUUAUCGAAGCUGCCAAGGCUGCCAACGCAUACGAUUACAUCAUGGCUUUCCCAGAAGGUUUUGACACUCCAGUUGGAGAACGAGGAACCCAGCUUUCUGGUGGACAAAAGCAACGGAUUGCGAUUGCUCGCGCCUUGGUGAAGAAGCCCGAAGUUCUACUUCUUGACGAAGCUACCUCAGCUCUUGACAACGAAUCUGAAGCAAUUGUCCAAAAAGCAUUGGACAAUCUCAUGACUCUUAAGAACCAAACCUGUAUUGUGAUUGCUCACCGGUUGACCACCAUUCGCAACGCUGAUCGCAUUGCUUUGAUUGAUUCUGGCAAGGUGAAGGAAUGUGGAACGCACGAUGAGCUCAUGAGCAAGCAAAAAGGCAGAUACAAGCGCCUCAUAGACUCUCAAACCCGAGAUGCCUCUUCUGCUGCUCUUGGCAUCAAAAAGACGGAAAAGGAUAGCGAGAAAGAAGCGGAAGAUGAUCAACCUGACUGGGAGAAGGAGGUUGAAGAGGAGGAGAAGGGUGCUUUCAAUGUGUCCAGAGCGAGAAAGCUCGCUGCUCCAGAUGUUGGUUACAUUUUGAUUGGCUCCAUUGGAAUGAUCGCGGCCGGUUGCGUAUUCCCAAUGUGGGGUUUGCUAUUCGCCGAGACGAUUGAUCUCUUGUUUCGACCCACCUUCACCUGCGAAGACGGUAACGCCCAGAUUCUUGCUGACUUGGGAGGUUAUCCAAACUGCCAAGCGUAUUGGGACGACCUUGCAGAUAGUCUUCGUGAAGAUUCUUAUGUUGUUUCGAUCUACUGGGCGCUUGUGGCUGCUGCAAGUAUCUUUGGAAACAUGGCUGCAUUCUACGGUUUCGGCUGGGCAAGUGAAAGAAUGAACAAGCGAGUUCGUGACUCUGCCUUUACUUCACUGGUUCGUCAAGAGGUGGCUUAUUUCGACAAACGCAGCGUGGGCAAGGUUACUGCUCAACUUCAAGAGGAUGCCGCACGGCUUCAUACAUUCACGGGAGAACCAGUUCGUGUCUUUUUGAUUGCAGCUUCAUCGAUUCUUGUUGGUCUUGCGCUUUCGUUUUACUUCAUGUGGCAAUUUGCACUACUCGCUGUUUUCUGCAUUCCUUUCAUGGCCUUUGCUACGUCUAUGGAGAUGAAGCAAAUGAUGGGAGAGGACACUAACGAUGGUGAUGCAAACGAGGGAAAGGAUUCUCCGGGUGGAAUUGUUGUGGAAACCCUCCUCAACAUUACCACUGUAUCUGCCCUCACCAUGGAAACGGAACGAUUUGCGGACUACGAAAAUGCUUUGGAGGCUGCCGAGCCACAUGCCCUUCGUGACGGUAUCAUGCAGGGUGCCUUGAGUGGUCUGUCCAUGCUCAUUCAACAGUUUAUCAAUGCCUUGCAGCUUUGGUUUGGCGCAUGGGUCUUAUUCAACAACCCGGAUACCUACGAAUUCCGGGACUUUUUGGUGUCCAACUUUGCUCUCAUGUUUUCGCUCUUUGGACUCGGAGCUGCCUUCCAAGAUGUUUCGGACCGAAAGGAAGCUGAGAAGAGUGCAGGUCGUAUCUUUUAUUUGAUUGAUCGCAAGAGUUCCAUUGACCCUCUCAGCGAGGAAGGGAAGAAGUUGGAAUAG
Messenger RNA from Cylindrotheca closterium, 4077 nucleotides. The record is from the annotation of a GenBank genome assembly. Lineage: Eukaryota; Bacillariophyta; Bacillariophyceae; Bacillariales; Bacillariaceae.